This is a messenger RNA of Tetranychus urticae (two-spotted spider mite), 894 nucleotides long. NCBI's taxonomy places the organism in Eukaryota, Metazoa, Arthropoda, Arachnida, Trombidiformes, Tetranychidae. The record is from RefSeq and is a predicted model, not a curated record.
AAAUUUUGUGAAGCUAAAGAAGUCAAAGCGCUUAAUACGGCCUUAAUCAAUGGUGUAUUGAUACACAGUUAAUAAAAGCUUUGCUGUAUCUUCACCGUCAUCAAAUUAAACCUUUACUUCAAAAGGCUUUUAUUUUGUCUUUAAGAUGGUGAAAUUUAGUGAAAUUGAAAAUAAACAACUGGAUCCUAGAGAAUUUGAAUAUCGAAUGAACGUUAAAAUUCGUAAAAUUAUUUCAAAAUGCCUAAAGAAUGAUGUAAAUAAAGAUGCAGAUGAUAAGACCAUCAACAGACUGAAAGAAAUCAUGGACAAAGAGGAAAGUGAUAAACAAAUGGUUUCGUAUGAUGAGCUCACUGACGUGCACAAAUGCUUACAGAAGCUGGACCCUUCAUAUGACUUGUUUUUUCAUCAAUUACUUGAGGAGACAAAUGUAAUCAUUCCAACUAGUAACAAGAAACCUGAACUCCAAGCAAGGCUGAUUAAGUUAAAAUGUGAAGCUGCUGCAAAAGAGUACAAGAAAAUGUCCAAUGGAAUAUGUUUGACAUCAGCAAAUUCAAAAGAAAAUAAAAAUUUAUCUAAAGAAGUGAAAGAAAUCAAAUCGCUUAUUACAGCUUUGAUUAAUGGUCUAUUGGUGGUACUUUGUUCAUUUUACUUCAUCUAUAAAGUUGUUGAGUAUUCAUUACCCAAGCAAGAUAUACCUUUCCAGAUAAUUGUUGCUUUAGCUGCAUCCACUGUGAUUGCGAUCGCAGAGCUGUAUUUUUUCAUUCGAGUCAUGUAAAUAAUUUAAAAAUAUCGUUUCUUUUAUCUUUUGUAACAUAAGAUAUGCACUUAUAUUGCAUAAAAUAGUCAUUGCUUGUAAUCGAGAAAAAUUAAAAGUAAAUCAAGAACUAAAAUAUA